This is a messenger RNA of Ceratitis capitata (Mediterranean fruit fly), 1303 nucleotides long. RefSeq names its product probable malonyl-CoA-acyl carrier protein transacylase, mitochondrial (gene beg). The record is from RefSeq and is a predicted model, not a curated record. Lineage: Eukaryota; Metazoa; Arthropoda; Insecta; Diptera; Tephritidae. The transcript has 2 exons. The coding region runs from base 76 to 1257 and encodes 393 amino acids. Gene Ontology annotation, molecular function: transferase activity.
UACAAUCAGCUGUUAAAAAAGAAUAACUUUUUUAAAUUACCUGUUAGAAUAUUUAAAUAAAUAAGAUUUAUAAAAAUGUUAGUUCAAAGAAGUGUGACGGCAAAUUUUUUAUUCAAAACUCGAAUUACUAAUAUAUUUGAAAACUACGGUGUACGGCUUUGUACUCAAAAUGCCGGUGAUAUGAGUUCCAAUGCCACACAACAAACUUCUCAGGCAGAUUCUAACAAUACAAAUUCUCAAAAGCGCUCACAAAUGCAUUUGUACAAUGCCUUAGUAGACGAUACGCAAGAGCGUCGUGCUAUAAAUCCCAAAAAUACAACUAUUACGCUGUUUCCCGGUCAAGGAGCACAAUAUGUCGGUAUGGCGGAAAAAUUGAUGCGAUUUCCUUCAGCACGUUCUAUAUUCAAAUUAGCGAAUGAAGUUUUGGGUUAUGAUCUCUUGAAGAUAUGUCUUGAAGGCCCGCGCGAUAAACUAAAUCGUACUGAAUAUGCUCAACUGGCGGUAAUGGUUUCAUCUUUGGCCGCUUUGGAGCAACUUCGCGAAGAGAGACCACAAGCUAUUGACAAUUGCGUAGCAACAGCUGGCUUUAGUUUAGGUGAAAUUACUGCAUUAGUUUUUGCCGGUGCCUUGCCAUUCGAUAAAGCAUUGCAUUUAGUUCAAGUGCGUGCAAAUGCCAUGCAAGCUGCUUGUGAUGCAAUGCCUAGUGGUAUGGCACUAAUAUUGUAUGGACCAGAUACGCAUGUUGGCACGGUUUGCGCAAAAGCACAACAGUGGUCCUUGGAGCGAGGAGUAGAAACGCCAUACUGUGGCAUAGCAAACUAUAUGUAUCCGCAUUGCAAAGUAAUAGCCGGUGACUUGGAAGCGUUACAAUAUAUUGAAGUUAAUGCAAAAGAGCUGAAAAUAAAGCGUAUGAAGCGGCUGCAGGUAAAUGGAGCUUUCCAUACACCUCUCAUGAAAUCUGCUGUUGAACCUUUCGCUAGAGCACUUAAAAACAUGUACAUAAAGGAACCUAUUAUUAGAGUUUAUUCAAAUGUGGACGGAAAACCGUAUCGUAACGCGACACAUAUACUACGCCAACUCCCGAAUCAGAUUGUAAGCCCAGUUAAAUGGGAACAAACUAUGCAUUUAAUGUAUGAGCGGCGACAGGGCGUUGAUUUUCCACGUACGUUCGAAUGUGGGCCUGGUAAAGGAUUGAAACAAAUCCUCGACAAGGUCAAUGCGAAAGCGGCGACAACAGCUGUCAACGUUGAAGCGUAAUUUAAACGUUUUGAAUUAUUUUCUUUAAAUAAAAUGUAAAAAAUAA